Messenger RNA from Rhinolophus ferrumequinum (greater horseshoe bat), 1897 nucleotides. It is a transcript of the gene CORO1B, whose product is annotated as coronin 1B. The coding region runs from base 108 to 1577 and encodes 489 amino acids. NCBI's taxonomy places the organism in Eukaryota, Metazoa, Chordata, Mammalia, Chiroptera, Rhinolophidae. Gene Ontology annotation, molecular function: actin filament binding. The record is from RefSeq and is a predicted model, not a curated record. Gene Ontology annotation, biological process: actin filament organization; cell migration. The transcript is spliced from 11 exons.
CCCUACCCCCCGCUCCUCUGUCACUUCCUGAUUCCCGCUUCCUGCUUCCCAGAGGCCGGGAUCCGGAGCCGCCCGAGGCCGGUGCCGCAGUCCCCGGCGCCCCCGACAUGUCCUUCCGAAAAGUGGUUCGGCAGAGCAAAUUCCGGCAUGUGUUUGGGCAGCCGGUCAAGAAUGACCAGUGCUAUGAGGACAUUCGAGUGUCCCGUGUCACCUGGGACAGCACCUUCUGUGCAGUCAAUCCCAAGUUCCUGGCGGUGAUUGUGGAAGCCAGCGGUGGGGGCGCCUUCCUGGUGCUCCCCCUGAGCAAGAUGGGCCGCAUUGACAAGGCAUACCCGACGGUGUGUGGACACACGGGACCUGUCCUAGACAUCGACUGGUGUCCCCACAACGACGAAGUCAUCGCCAGCGGCUCAGAGGACUGCACAGUCAUGGUGUGGCAGAUCCCAGAGAACGGGCUGACCUCCCCGCUGACAGAGCCGGUGGUGGUGCUGGAGGGGCACACCAAGCGAGUGGGCAUCGUCACCUGGCACCCAACGGCCCGCAACGUGCUGCUUAGUGCAGGCUGUGACAAUGUGGUGCUCAUCUGGAACGUGGGCACGGCGGAGGAGCUGUACCGCCUGGACAGCCUGCACCCCGACCUCAUCUACAACGUCAGCUGGAACCGCAAUGGCAGCCUUUUCUGCUCCGCGUGCAAGGACAAGAGUGUGCGCAUCAUCGACCCCCGCCGGGGCACCCUGGUGGCAGAACGGGAAAAGGCUCACGAGGGGGCGCGGCCAAUGCGGGCCAUCUUCCUGGCAGAUGGCAAGGUGUUCACUACAGGCUUCAGCCGCAUGAGCGAGCGGCAGCUGGCACUCUGGGAUCCGGAAAGCCUCGAGGAACCCAUGGCCCUGCAGGAGCUGGACUCGAGCAACGGGGCCCUGCUGCCCUUUUACGACUCUGACACCAACGUGGUCUACGUCUGCGGCAAGGGCGACUCCAGCAUCCGGUACUUUGAGAUCACAGAUGAGUCCCCCUACAUCCACUUCCUGAACACAUUCACCAGCAAAGAGCCCCAGAGGGGUAUGGGCUUCAUGCCCAAGAGGGGCCUGGAGGUCAGCAAGUGCGAGAUCGCCAGGUUCUACAAACUGCAUGAGCGCAAGUGUGAGCCCAUUGUCAUGACUGUGCCAAGAAAGUCGGACCUCUUCCAGGAUGAUUUGUACCCUGACACAGCCGGGCCCGAGGCAGCCCUGGAGGCAGAGGAGUGGGUGAGCGGGCGGGACGCCGACCCCAUCCUCAUCUCUCUGCGGGAGGCCUACGUGCCCAGCAAACAGCGGGACCUGAAGGUCAGCCGGCGAAACGUGUUAUCUGACAGUCGGCCUGCUGUGGGCCCUGGCUCUGCUCGCCCUGGGGCCUCCACACCUGCUGCCUCCACCAAUACGACCACCUCCAGCAGCAGCGUCCCCAGAGCUGUGGAAGCUGGGAAGCUGGAGGAGGUGAUGCAGGAGCUGCGGGCACUAAGAGCGCUGGUCAAGGAGCAAGGGGAGCGCAUUGGCCGCCUGGAGGAGCAGCUGGGCCGCAUGGAGAAUGGGGACGCAUAGGAAGGACCACAGACCCAAUGGAUGCCACUCCCCGCACCCCACCCCCUUCUCACUCAGCCUCUGCUGGCAGGUCACACCGCCCCCCUGCUGAGGGCCUGUGGGGCAGGUUCAGGGGCCAGUCCCCAUCCUGACCCACUUGUAGGCCAGGCAGGAGCCACCUGGCUUUGGCCUUGUUACUGUGGAGGAUUUUUGUACCAAGGCAGGCUUAUACUCUGAGGGACCAUCUCCCCACCCCCAGCCCAGCCCCCUGCUCCCUCCCGGAGGAGUGGGAGGAAGGGCUCUAUAUUUUCAUCCAAAUAAAAUUCGCUUUCUAAAAGCCA